AUGUCUUCGGAACUUCCAGUACGACACUGUUGGAGGCUGUCCAACGGUGAGGGCGACGAGUCGUCCACCCCAGGCUUACACAAACGUUUCACCAGACGCCUCUCGCAUUUCUGGAGACGCAAACGAGACAGAUUCGAAGCCAAAGUGGCUUCGAAAGCAGAGCAAACAGGAGAUAUGCCUCCAAACAAUGGAAAUGAUGAUUGCAAGUCAAUUGGCCAGCAUAUAACCUACAAAGCCCUGAGCCAACUGUUCAAGUCAGGCUACCCUGUACUUGGCAUUCUAGCCCUAGCGAGUGUGCAGUGUCAGCAAAAUGUUUUCAAUGCGCACAGUGGCCAUCUGGGAGCUUUUGGCCCAGCCUUGCGCAUCGGCCCGCUCCCGCCGUUGGGUCUUGCCCCUCCGAAACUAGACAUCUCUACAGGGGAUCAUUACAGGGCUGCUGCUGGGGGCCCUUCUAGCCAGAAAAGGCCACCGGGGAGCCCUGGCAAGUCUAGCAGCAACAGCAAGAAGCCGCGCAAGGAAAACAGACCUGCCGACAAUGCCCAGAAUGGCACAAAUGGUGAUGACGCAAAUGGUCGUGGCGACGAGUCCCAGAGCGACACAGAUCAUGAUGAGGAGGACGAUGAAGGUGAUUCCAGCCGCGAUGGACCACGUUUUCCUCCACCCACAAAUUCCCCCGACCGCAAAACAUUUCCAUGCCCAUUCCACAAGUAUCAUCCAGCUCGAUACUGUAAAUGCAAAGGGCUCCACAUAACGUCCAUCAGCUAUGUUAUACAGCACAUCGGCCGACGCCACGUAUUGAAAGAAGUGAGGAUGGAUGUACAGGAAACAGCUCAUUCAACGGAUGGUGAUCCCGACGUCGCGGAGAGAACGACAGACCCCCAUAAGAUCGUUUUCUACUGUCCGGCGUGCAGGGAUGAGUUCCAUGGCCGUGGGGCUGAUAUCAGAUGUGAUCGCCACACAGUAUGCGAGGCAAAAAGCAUUGCAGAGACGGGCGUUUUGCUACCGGCAGAGUUUAAAAAGCUCAAAGAUGAUGUCAACGCGGCGACUGGCAACGAUCAGAAAUGGGAGAGAAUAUGGACCACAUUGUACCCGGGAACAUCGACACCAACCCCGUAUAACGAGGCAGAACCUGUUGCUCCAAUUGUUGUUGAUGCACAGCCACACAACGCUAUCCAAGAUCACCCAGUUCCUGGAGCUGUCAAUCAACCUUACCACCCUGCUCCUCCAGAAGAUUUUGUUCAGCAAGUAGCGGACCUUCCGCAAAACCCUCACAAUUAUUUGAGCGAUGGCCCGUUUACCAAUAUGUUUAAUGACUCCUGGGGUACGGCGGAUGAGUUUGGAGAUGUGAACCAUGCUACUAGCCACAUCCCGAACACUGCACCGACUGAUUUGCCGGACUUGACGCAGUGGCCCAUGCCGUUUCCCAAUGAUACCUGGGAAAACUUCACUGCGAGCAUCAUCUGUCGCGUCUGUAGCAACGCUGGUCAUAUGGCUCGCGAUUGUCCCGACCGAUACCAGAACAACUUCCGCGGCACUUAA
This is a messenger RNA of Fusarium mangiferae, 1539 nucleotides long. RefSeq lists its product as uncharacterized. The transcript is spliced from 2 exons. Lineage: Eukaryota; Fungi; Ascomycota; Sordariomycetes; Hypocreales; Nectriaceae. The record is from RefSeq and is a predicted model, not a curated record. The coding region runs from base 1 to 1539 and encodes 512 amino acids. Gene Ontology annotation, molecular function: nucleic acid binding; zinc ion binding.